This is a messenger RNA of Callithrix jacchus (white-tufted-ear marmoset), 1846 nucleotides long. NCBI's taxonomy places the organism in Eukaryota, Metazoa, Chordata, Mammalia, Primates, Cebidae. The record is from RefSeq and is a predicted model, not a curated record.
AUGAGCCCUGCUCUCUUUGUUCUAUCUUGUUCCCAAGGACCGAGGGACAAAGAAGUAAAAGUUGAAAAGACUGUUUUAAAAAUUCCGGGAAGGUUUCGCUCUCAUGGGACCAGAAUGCAUCUUCCUAAAGAGAACGGCUCGGACCGGUCGUUUUUUUCUCUGGGAACCCAAAUCGUGACCCCGCGCCAGGCCGAGGGGCGGCCGCUCGGCGCCCGGCGCUCACCUGUAGCCGCGUCCCCGUCCUCAGCGGAGCCGCCAGAGGGAGCUCGUACCCCGGAGGGUGAGAGACCCCCGAGCCGCCAAGUCCGCUUACCUCAGGCAGAUCCCCACGGGGGCUCGGCGCCGCACUGGGCCCCGAGGGAGGCGGAGGUGGAGAGUUACAGAAAACUGCUCUGCACCGAGAGUCACGGGGCUCCGGGCGCCCCCAGCGCUCUGGCAGGCGGCGGCCCCAGCUCGGUCUCCUCAGCCGCGCUCGGUCCCCGCGCCCCGCAGCGCCCGGACACGCCCGCCCUCAGGAAACGUCGGGCGCUCGCGGGGGCAACCCCUGACCCCGGGACAGAGACCCGCGGGCGGGGGGCGGUCUCAGUGGCGCCUCGUCCAGCUCAGCGCCCGCGUCCUCAGGAGGUGUUGUCGCCGCGGCAGCCGUUCUACUGUGCCAGCUCCAGCAGCGCGGCCCGGAUGGAGUCUCGGUCUGUCACCCAGGCUGGAGUGAAAUGGCAUGAUCUCGGCUCACUGCAACCUCUGCCUCCCUGGUUCAAGGGAUUCUCCUGCCUCAGCCUCCCGAGUAGCUGGGUUUACAGUUACUGGAAGACAAGUCCUGAGAGAACAAGCAAAGGAAACAUGCAGAGGAACGCUGCAGCCAGCGGUGCUGGCGUUCAUAUAGACUCUCUACCAGGCAUUGGAGUCACUUUCUACCUCAGAUUUAGGGCAUUCAGGAAUUGUAAAAACGAUGUUGAGAAAUACCAGUCUGCCAAGAAGUUUUUCUCUCUGCAGCUCAGCAAUGAGAAAAAGCUUGGAGAAUGCAUUCAUUCAACCCAUAAUUAAGUCUGUGUUGCAACUGCAUAUUUUUCAUGACUUAAAAGCAGGUAAAACUUCCAAUAAGUCAGUGUUGCAAUUUUGAAAAAUAAUGUAUAUGGGCUAGCAGUAAGUAAUUGUUUCCAAGUUUCUAGAACAGUUAAUCAAAUGUGAAAAUGAACACUUCCAUUAACAUUUACAAAAAGUAUAUUGAAUAGUGGAAAAUAUUACCCAUUGCUUUACUUGGAUCUAAGCCUUCUGCUCACUCUCUUCCAUUAGUUACUUGUCUUUUAGUUAUUUAAUUCCCAUAAUAAGUGCAGUGCUGUGGCCCGCAUUCUAAAUAAAGCACUUGUAUGUUUAUCUUUUGUAAACUUCAUUUAUUAGGAGCUCAACUUAUUUUUUUCCUCAUGGUUUUAAUUCUCAGUGAAGACUUUCUAAUUCUAGCAGUAAGUAAUCAAUCUUUACUCACAUGGUAAAUGAAGUAACUGAAAAGAAUAAACAUCUAACUGAGAUGCAAUCGGUAAAAAUUUGCUUUUGCUUAAUGACUUUUUAAAGUAUAAAAUACUUUUGUGUUUAUUUUUUCAAUUAUAUAAUAAUAAGUACAGAAAAGAUUGGGCAAAUAUUUCUGUUCUUACUAGACAAUUAGGACAGUUAGAACUGUAUGGUCACAGGAGAUGAAUAAAAUGCAAUUCAAGUAAUAUAUUUUCUUUUUACAGAGAUACAUGAUGUAGUAGCAAACGUAGACAGAAAAUGCAAGUUCAAAGUAUAAAAAAAGUUACUUUGUAAAUGUUAAAAAUGACUGUUUACAUAUUUUUUAAAUAGUUAUAGAUAA